GCUUCAGAGUUGCGAUUCCAGGAGUACGAGGAUCCAGGCUACAGAUACAACAUCUUUAGCUCCAUCGAACUCACUGGCCAGCCGAUUGAGGUACUGCGGCCAGGAGCUGUGGUGACGGCUGUGGGAAUGCCAAAGCCAGGGAUCGUGGAGAUCCUCCUCUCGGAUGCCGACUCCGUGGCAAAGCUGGGCUUUGGCAAGUACCGGUGGCCACCGCAGGACGGCAGCCGCUACUUGCAGCGACUACCUGCCCGAAUGCGAACAGACGAUGUGGCUGGGAUGAAUGCCGUAGUUACGCCCAUCUGGGUUGUUCUCGAGCCGCUACCUGGAACCGAGGGCCCAGAGGAGGGCGACGCUCUCCUCGUCACGGAGGGACGCGAUCCUCGAAGUGAACCACUAGGCUGGCU
Symbiodinium pilosum is the source of this 404-nucleotide messenger RNA. NCBI's taxonomy places the organism in Eukaryota, Dinophyceae, Suessiales, Symbiodiniaceae. The record is from the annotation of a GenBank genome assembly.